Messenger RNA from Rhizopus microsporus ATCC 52813, 2685 nucleotides. RefSeq lists its product as uncharacterized. NCBI's taxonomy places the organism in Eukaryota, Fungi, Mucoromycota, Mucoromycetes, Mucorales, Rhizopodaceae. The record is from RefSeq and is a predicted model, not a curated record. Gene Ontology annotation, molecular function: DNA binding; zinc ion binding. The transcript has a single exon. Gene Ontology annotation, biological process: DNA-templated transcription. Bases 493 to 2241 code for a protein of 582 amino acids.
GACGACUGUCGAAAAAGAAAGGUAGCUAGGAAAAAAAAAAAAAAGGAUAGGUUACAUGGACUAACAGUAAAUAGGUCAAGUGUGACGGCAAACAGCCUUGUGCACGUUGUGUGAAGGCAAAGAUAGAAUGCAUAUUUGUAAAAAUGCCCAAGAGAGGUCCACCCAAAUCGUAUACAGAAAGUGUAGAAAAUAGACUUCAAAGAGUAGAAAAGGCCCUGAAAUCCAUUGCUACACCCGUGGUCAACAGGGUCUUUGAUGAUUCCUUGAAAAGCAAAGAUCCCUGUAACCAAAUCGCUUCUACCGAAGGUAACACUCCCUGAAAGCUUAUUUUUCUCGCUCACACACAUACUUUCAACAGCCUGUACAGUUUCUAUAUCAGCACCUUAUACCACGGAUUACUUGAGCUCUCAGGUAGAUAGAUUCACUAUAAAUGAGAUCGGACAGGCGGUUUAUGUCAAUGAUCUCAGGUCACGAGUAGAUAGAGUAUCAAACAUGUAUGUACAGCAACCUAGUGGUUAUUAUGAUACCCAAAUAGAUGCCUCAUCCGUCUGCGAUUCCCCACUCUCCUCUGCCGCAGCCUCGUUCACAUCCAACAUGUCUCCUUUGGAAAUGCCCAUAAAGGACCAGUCAGCCCUUGGCAAGCAAAAUCUGUCUGAUAUCGAACCUUUGAUCGAGAUUUAUUUUGAACAUGUACAUAAACAUAUUCCUAUUGUUCAUAAGCAGAUCUUGUUGAAGCAAAUGCACAAUUCCACCAGCACAGGUCCCUCGCGCUUACUACUCUAUGCUAUGUGUGCAGUAGCUUCAAAAUGGUCUCCAGAUCAAACAAACCAGAAUCAUUUGAUACCCCCUGGAUAUACUUAUUAUCAAAAAGCACUUGGUCUACUGGAUGAUUUUCUCGAUAUACCAAGAGUGUCUACCGUACAAGCAUUGAUCUUGAUUAUAAAAUACCAAGAUUAUUUUCAACGAGUCGGAUACUUUCACAGAUCCCAUGCCUUUCUUGGACUAGCAGCUCAAAUGUGUCUUGAUUUAGGACUUUCCGAAGUAGAAGGAGAUGGUGUGGAUGCGGAGAUCAGCAAAAGGACAUUCUGGGCGGUAUUCAUGUAUGAUCUCUUUAUGAGCAUCGAACAAGGACGUGCUACCUACUUUGACGCUUCCAAAUGCACAACUGGGUACCCGGCACUAAUGUCAGACGAGAGCUCAACAUUUGAAGAUGCUAUAUUAAACCAGAAUGUAUUCAUUCAACUAUCCAAAAUCCUCUCAGUGACUUAUUCCGUUGUAAGACGUCUUACAGUUCGAAGGCAAGCGCAGAACAAUCAGGUCACGAAGGAGCAGCUGGUUGAGGAGCAAUCCUGGCUGUUCUCGAUUCAUACUCACCUUGAAAACUUUUACUACGAAAUAUCCCAGGAUGCUCAUACCUCUUUGGGAGAGAACCAAACGAUCCAAGACCCCUCUACUGGACUUUUACAUCUUACCUAUCAUUUUUGUAUCAUUCUUUUGCAUCAAAGCUAUAUUGACAAGCAAUUAGAUAGAUCCGAAUAUGAUUUCCUACCUUAUCCUCAUCGGAAACUAUGUGCAAAUGCUGCAUCUGACAUAACAAGCAUUGCAGAAGCCUUAUGGCAACGCUUUUCCAUUGGUACAUUUACUGCUCUCCCUCGUGGUAUUCAGCACAUGAUACAUUGUUUGUCUGCGGCAGCAACAAUACAUCGAUAUGAAAUAAUGCAUGAAGAAAACCGAAGCUCAAAAGAUACAGCUAAUAGGCAAUAUGUAGCAACUAUUCAUUUGAUGAAGAUACUCUCCAAACAGUCACCUUCUCUUGAAACUGUAAAAUGCUUUGAGAAUCCUGUUGGAUCGGUCCAGUCCGUUAAGAAACGUGCUUCAUUUGCAUCCCUUCACAAUAGAUCUGUCUCACCCGUAGCUCAUGCAAAGAGUCGCCCAUUAUCAAUGACAUUUGUAGAAAGUCAAUCUCAUUUACCUUACAUGGCCUAUCCUAUGCAACCUAUGCCAUCAAACGAUAGUAGAUUCUCAUACCCAUUACAAUCCUUUCCUACCUCUGGCCCCAGCUAUCUAUAUUAUUCCAAAUUAUCACCUUAUCAGCUAGAGGGACAAGAUAAUAACGAUGAGCAUCUAAUAUCACCUACCUAUGCCGACCAAUUUUCCUAUAAUCCUAUCCCUAAUAUGAGCGAACUAUUCCUAAUGGAUGAUGAAAAUCAAAUGACUCAAGAUAUGAUGAUAGAAAUGUAAAAGUAUAAAUAUGUGUGUGUGUAUAAUAAAUCCCAAAUCGUAAAAAACAGCCAUGGUUGCUUAUACAUAAAGCGUUGGUGCAUCCUUUUCUUUAUUUCCUCUUUCACUAUUAUUAAUGCAGUUGUAAAGCUGAUUUGAUCUAUAAUCCUUCAUACGCUGUUCAGAGACGAUCAGAAAGGAAUGAAAAUCUGGAUCAUGGGAUUAUAAGAUAUUUUCAGCUGCUCGUACGUAUUUGCCGCCAUGCAUAUGAAAUACUGAGCAACGAUGGGAGCUCCAGCAUUAAAAUUGAAGAUAGAUCUAAUAACGACGGCUCUACCGAAAGUGGCUCAUCCUACAUUACCAUCAAUCCUUCAAUGAGAAUGAGGCUACUUGAAGAAGGCGAUAGACGCACACAACUUGGCAACAGUGAAGUUGCCGCAGUUAUUGUGGUACGGUGUGGAAAGG